Molecule: messenger RNA, 1234 nt
Organism: Cavia porcellus (domestic guinea pig)
Lineage: Eukaryota; Metazoa; Chordata; Mammalia; Rodentia; Caviidae
Gene: Smpx
Product: small muscle protein X-linked
Exons: 5
Coding region: 235-495 (86 amino acids)
Cellular component (GO): costamere; muscle tendon junction; M band
Source: RefSeq, a predicted model, not a curated record
UUAAACUGAGUUUUCCUUCAGCCCCAAGCCAGGAGCAGCUUUCAGUACCGGGAGAGAUACAGAGCACUUGAGCUAUUUCAGCCACAUGAAAAGCAUCAGAAUUGAGAUCACAGCUCAGAGGACACCCGGCGUCCCUUCCACCCUCCAAGGAGCUUUGUAUUCUUGCACCUGGCUACCUGGGACUUUCCUCAGGCAGUAAACAAAUACAGAAAGCAGGGUUAAGACUGCGUGAAUAUGUCAAAACAGCCAGUUUCCAAUGUCAGAGCCAUCCAGGCAAAUAUCAAUAUUCCAAUGGGAGCCUUUCGGCCAGGAGCUGGGCAACCCCCCAGAAGAAAAGAAUGUACUCCUGAAACAGAGGAGGGAGCUCCUCCUACCUCAGAUGAGGAAAAGAAGCCAAUUCCAGGAGCAAAGAAACUUCCAGGACCUGCAGUCAACCUUUCAGAGAUUCAGAAUAUUAAAAGUGAACUGAAAUAUGUCCCCAAAGCUGAACAGUAGUUGGAUAAAGUAGGGGUAAAAGAGCUCAAUGAUAACAAAGAAUUGCAAAGAAAUAAAAUAAAAUUUAAAUGGGUAACAGUACAGCAAUUACAAGAAAAAGAAAUAAAGGUAAAGCCUAAGAAUAAUUGGACAAUUACACCAAUGGACACCAAUAUAGCAGCAAGUGGAAGCCCUAGGACUGCUGUGGCUCCAGAAAGAAGUGACCAUUCUGAAGUUUCAGGCGUUCUGGCCUCAGUGUUGGAUGUUGGAGCAUAAGCAUGCAUUGCAUCGCAGGCAGACCUCUUAUAAUAGUAUAUAUACAUAGUACUCUAGGGUCCCAGAGAAAUGCAUAAUGCUUUUGUGGCUUGUCAUUGUUUGAUGUGCAAUAAUUGUACACACUUAUGGGGCACACUGUGGUAAUUUGGUACAUGUACACAAAAAUGUGAAAUGAUCAAAUUAGGGUAAUUAGCAAUUUUAAUCGUUAAAUUUCUGUCAUCUCAUUGCAUUGUGAAGUUUCAAAUUCCUAGUGCUUCUGUUGCUAUCUUUUCUUUCAAGAUUUCUGGAGCCUAGGGAACUGCUUGUUCUUUUUGUUUCUUUUUGUUCUUAUUUCCCUGAAGCAAAAGACUGUAUGGCCUUCAGCGCAGAUUUUGAACUACUUCUUUGUAUCACACUUGGUUGCCUCUUGGCUAUAUAACUUCUGAGUGCAAAUCAUUGAACUCUUUAAUGAAGUAUUGUAGAGAAUAAACCAUAAUGGGUAAAA